This is a messenger RNA of Alosa alosa (allis shad), 2565 nucleotides long. RefSeq names its product proteinase-activated receptor 4. The record is from RefSeq and is a predicted model, not a curated record. The transcript is spliced from 2 exons. Lineage: Eukaryota; Metazoa; Chordata; Actinopteri; Clupeiformes; Clupeidae. Gene Ontology annotation, cellular component: membrane. Gene Ontology annotation, biological process: thrombin-activated receptor signaling pathway; blood coagulation; phospholipase C-activating G protein-coupled receptor signaling pathway. The coding region runs from base 509 to 1675 and encodes 388 amino acids. Gene Ontology annotation, molecular function: thrombin-activated receptor activity.
CACAGCUAGGUUAUAAAAAGGGAGAGAAUAAGUGACAGAGAAAGAGAGUUUGAGUGUGUAUGAGAGUGAGGGAGAUCAUAGUCCACAAUUGUUAAGUUUAAUUGGUUAAGCAAAGCAAGCAGCAGACUGGAAAACUACAGAGGAAAAGAAGCACGCCUUUGGAUAAGGGAGAGAGCCAGGAAGAGGGAAAAUAACUCUUUAGAGUGUAGGGUGUGACAGACGUGUGCAUACUCUGAGGGAAGCAGAAAGUCAGGAGCCACUUAUACCAGACUGCUGAUUCUGGACACCCAGGAAAUACUUGUGCGGGCUUCAACACCAAACUCUGAAGAGCAGAGUGCCCACUUGUGUGAGCAGGAGUUACAAGGGGGAGAUCAAGAAAAGGUCAAGAAGGAGAAGGAGCGAGCUCUCAGAGCAGGAAUUAAAACCAGUGGCUCUAGGAGAAGUGGACGUACUCGCGCGUCUUUCCCUCCUGCGUCUACGGUGUGUGUGUGAGAGAGAGGGAACAGCGAUGGCUCAGUGCCACUCUGCUCUGGUCCUUCUGCUCUACUUCUUCAUGGUCCAGUUUGUUGAUCCGUCUGUGCCAGACCCGUGUCCAACACCAUUUGCGCGCGCCCUUUUGCCUACCACAAACCAGAAUAACUGUGAAACGAGCAUAGGGCAAAAAGAGCAGUUCCAAUCCAAAGUCACAACAGUGCUGAUUCCCCUCCUCUACCUCGUGGCCUUCCUGGUGGGCCUCCCCGCCAACCUGGUGGCCCUGUGGGUUUUGCUCUUCCGCACCAAGAAGCAGCCAUCCACCACCCUGCUCAUCAACCUGACCAUCUGCGACCUGCUGCUGCUGGUCGUGCUGCCCUUCCGCAUCGCCUACCACUUCCAGAGCAACGACUGGACGCUGGGCGAGCCCCUGUGCCGCCUGGUGAUGGCGCUCUUCUACGGCAACAUGUACGGCUCGGUGCUGUUCCUGGCGCUGAUCGCUUUCGACCGCUACCUGGCGCUGGUGCACCCGAUCGGCGGGCGGGCACUGCGCACCUACCGCUACUCCGUGUACAUGAGUAUGGCGGCGUGGAUGGUGGUGUUGGUGGCCAUGGUGCCCCUGCUGACCACGCCCCAGACCUUCGUUCUAGACGACCCCAACAUCACCACGUGCCAUGACGUUCUGCCCGGUGAAAUACAGUCCAGCUUCCUUGUGCCGUACUUCGCCGGCCUGUUUGCCAUCUGCUUCCUGCUGCCGCUGCUGGUGGUGCUCUUCUGCUACGGGUCCAUCCUGUGCGCGCUGGUCACGGCCGGACGGCGCUACGGCCACGCCGUGCGCGUCACUGCGCUGGUGUUGAUCGUGUUCCUCGUCUGCCUGUUGCCCAGCAACGUGCUGCUGCUCUCGCACAACUCCUACCUGUGGGAGAAGGAGAGUGACAAGCUCUACAUACCCUACAUGGUGACGCUGGCACUCAGCACCUUUAACAGCUGCCUCGACCCCUUCAUCUUCUACUACGUGUCCGAGGACUUCCGGGAGAAGGCGCGGCAGGUGCUUUUCUGCACGGACCUCAUGAAGGUGCCAACGUCCAGCCAGCUGAAUACGCGCUCGUCCUCCUCCUCCCGGUCCAAGGUGACCCUGCUGUCCACUUCGGGCCGGGUGUCAGUGACUCCCGAGGCCCCCUGCCUGCACGGAGCUGCAGCCUGAUGGCAUGGGGUUGUGGGAAGGGCAGUGUGAUGCUGCUGGGAUACUGCGGUAAGAGCAAGUGCCUCCCCAGUGCACCCCAGAGACUGUACUCUCCAGAUGGCGUGUACUGGAGACACUGGCUGCCUAGAAACAAUUCGUGGCUGAUUUUCCAUCUGUUUGUGUUAAAUGCAUUUCUGUCAUUUCCGAUGCUAACGGCUUUCAUACAGGGAACCAGGAGUGAUUCUAUCUAUUGUCAUCAAAGGCCCAUAUUGGUAUUGUAAAGACCAUAUAAAACAGUCAAUAAGGUGGCUUAUAUUUGCAUGUUUACAGAACAUACAGUACACAGAAAAAAAUUCUGUAAAAUGUUAACAUUAUUGCUGUCGAAAAACGUUGCAAUCUGCUUUGUUUUGUUCUGACAGUCCUGGAUGCUUUGUGAAGAAGUCUAGAGUGCUAGCCAUUCCUUUUUUGUGCUGGAAAACAGUGUUAAAUUCCAUAAACACAACACUUGUUUUAGUCAGAGUUGGAGUGUGCUUGAGGAUCACAGUGGAAGUAUUAUUUUACUCUUUGAAAAAAGGACAUAGUACAUGAUAUAUUUAAUAUUCAUUUGCCUUGGUUUUAUAAUGUGUAAUGCCGCCAUUUCAUUUAAAGUAAUGAAAACACUGUCAUGUUUCUCAGCACAUAUUAAUAUCUAUUUGUGGAAAUACCCCACAGUUUGACAAACUUGGAUGGCUUGUUAGUAGUACAGGUUUGCUGAACCCUCUUCUUUCUGUCAAAACCAUUCCAGAGGAUUACAAUUCUUCUUCAACCUAAAGUGUGUAUUAUCUGGAAUGGCUUUAAAUAACAGUAGCAUUUAACGAGGUUGUCAUGUCACUGUUUGCAUUAACAUAAUUAAAAGACCAGAAUGAACCAAA